GUCUGCAACCGGUCUUACGCUACGAUAGUCGAUAGUUGAGAGUCCGAGGUUCUAAACGCAUAUAUUUGGUGUAUGUCCGUCGUGAAUUUAAUAAUUUUUACAAUUUAUACAUUUGUUUUUUCUAUUAAUACCUAUACUUCAUUAUAUUUUAUAUAAUAUUCUAUCAUUUGAUUGUAGUUAAGUAAAGUUUUAAUUAUGACGUCUUACAAAUUAACUUACUUCAACUUCACUGGACUGGGCGAACCCAUUAGAUUCCUGCUGUCUUAUUUGGAUAUCGAUUUUGAAGAUAACCGUAUUGAAAUUGUACAAUGGCCAUCAGUCAAACACACAAUGCCAUAUGGUACACUACCUUUGUUGGAAAUCGACGGUAAAGUAUUAAAUCAAUCUUCAGCCAUCUGUCGUUAUUUAGCUAAAAAGGCUAAUUUAGCUGGUAGCGAUGAUUGGGAAUCUUUACUGAUAGAUAUUGCCGUUGACAAUUAUAAAGAUUUUGCUCUAUGUUUGAAAUCUUAUUGGUUUGAACCAAAUGAAGAAACUAAAGCUGCAAAGCAUAUUAUAUUGGUCAACGAAACUAUUCCAUUUUAUAUGGAAAAGUUUGAAAAAAUUGUCGGUGAAAAUAAUGGAUACUUCGUAAACGGAAAGUUAUCUUGGGCUGAUUUAUUCUUUGUAGCUGUUUUGGACCACUUAAUAUACAGAUUAAAUAUUGACUUGUUGAAAGAUCGUCCAAACUUACAAGCUCUCCAAGAAAAGGUAUUGGCAGUACCCAAAAUUAAAUCAUGGAUUGAAAGACGACCAGUAUCGUUUGACAUUGCAUAAUUCCAUCGUAUUUAUUGGAUACAAUUAAUUAAACCAUCAUAUCAUACCCAAGAUAAAAUUAUUUUUAAGUAUUAUAUAUUUCAAAUUUUAAUACAAUAUUUGGUAAAAUUUAAAUUAAAAAAAAAAGUUACAGUAACGUAAUACAUACGAUUACCUAUUAACAUAUUAUGAAAAUUGUAUAAAUAAUUUUGUGAAUUUUUAACAGGAUAAUAAAGUAAAAAAAUACACUU
Acyrthosiphon pisum (pea aphid) is the source of this 1043-nucleotide messenger RNA. Its product is annotated as glutathione S-transferase-like. The transcript is spliced from 5 exons. The coding region runs from base 196 to 813 and encodes 205 amino acids. The record is from RefSeq and is a predicted model, not a curated record. Gene Ontology annotation, biological process: glutathione metabolic process. NCBI's taxonomy places the organism in Eukaryota, Metazoa, Arthropoda, Insecta, Hemiptera, Aphididae. Gene Ontology annotation, molecular function: glutathione transferase activity.